AUGGGUGUUGUCCCUCAUGCAAACAAUCUACUGAAGGAUGACCCCUACUACACUAGUCAAAUGUUGUUACAAUUACAAUUUUCAGAUGAUCCACAAACACAAGGCUGCGAUCCAAAUGUUUCCAACUGUUUGCCUGAUGGACGAUAUGCGCCGGUUCAAUGCAAGGGCGAUCGAUUUACGGGCAGGUGUUUCUGUUCGGACCCCAAAGGUAGAAGAAUAUUUGGACAAAUGUGGAGGGAUCAGGCGCAGAAUAUGACCUGUGCGUGCAGUCGUAGAAGAGCUGAACUGGAAGCAGAAGGCAAGGUCGUGACACUUCAUUGUUCAGCAAAUGGUGAUUACGAACAACUGCAAUGCAAUAGUGGAAUGUGCUGGUGUGCACAGGCCAGAGAUGGACAGCCAAUCGUCACACCUGUCCACGAGGAAGAUAUGGAACGCCUUCCAUGCUAUUGUGCACGGGACAACAUGAUAUUCUUCCCAGAGCGUGGAAUGACAUUGACUGAAACUUGUCAAGCGAACGGGAACUACAGCCCUAAGCAGAGCGCGGGAUCCGUCGACUACUGCGUGGAUUCAGACGGGUAUCAGACCAAAGUACUUGACGAACCUGGUGAAUGUCCAAGCCAUGCCACAACAUAA
Messenger RNA from Spodoptera exigua (beet armyworm), 633 nucleotides. The record is from the annotation of a GenBank genome assembly. NCBI's taxonomy places the organism in Eukaryota, Metazoa, Arthropoda, Insecta, Lepidoptera, Noctuidae.